Molecule: messenger RNA, 1650 nt
Organism: Coprinopsis cinerea okayama7#130
Lineage: Eukaryota; Fungi; Basidiomycota; Agaricomycetes; Agaricales; Psathyrellaceae
Exons: 2
Coding region: 1-1650 (549 amino acids)
Source: RefSeq, a predicted model, not a curated record
AUGGACCAGCCUGAGUUCAAACAAUUUGCGAACACGAUCCCAACCGUACCAUCAUCGUCCCCCUACGUUCGACAUCUCGAUACAAACUAUGCACCGACCGAUCGCGAGGUAUCAGCGAUACGGGCACUGUUAGAGGCGCCCGUGAGCCAGUUGGUCUCACUGGACGAGCAAAUUGAUUUCCUCGUCAAACACCGGGAACACCUCUCACAGUAUAUCAACCAGCACAGUGCGCUAAUUGCACCCAUUCGACGAAUCUCGGACGACGUACUCCGCGAGAUAUUCGUAGCGACCCUCCCUUCAGCCCCUACACUCUCUCCUACCAAGUCACCUCAGAUCCUAAUGCAGAUAUGUCGACGAUGGCGUGCAAUUGCACGGGACACGCCAGUCCUCUGGUGCAGGAUUCACCUGUACAUACCAUGGGCGGCGAAUCCUCGAUCUUGCCAGCUAGCUGAACGACGAGGCUCCGCGCUCCAGGUGUGGAUAGAGCGCUCGAAAUCCUUGCCCUUGCGACUAGCGCUCUCCGACAAUCAAGCCGCUGUGGCAACUACCCUUUUGCAACCACACAUCCAUCGCCUUCAGUCACUGUGCCAAAAUCUCGACCAGGAAAACAACGAAACGUUCCUUCUGAAAGACACAUCGGUGCAGUUUCCGCUGCUGAAGUCGCUCGUGAUCACAUCACAGGAUGACGUCCUCGAAGCCCUCUACGACUCAUCCCUUUCCGCUCGAGUUCCUAAUAUCGAAGCCGUAACCUUCGCCGGCCCGUUUCAUUCCCCGUUUAGACUUCACCUUAACUGGGGGAAAAUUACAACCUUCCACUGGAAGCCGUUCCGCGCCAACGGCAGUCUUUCCAACGAGGAAGCCCUCCGCCUCCUACAAUCCAUGCCGUCUCUUCAAGUGUGCCGCAUCGAGCAAUUCAGGACUCUAACAGCGACGCACGAUGGUGCCAACACCCUGCGAGUCAUUAGGCUUCCUCACCUGAGGACCUUGCACCUCCACCAGAUCGAAGGCGGCCCAAUGACAGUCGAUAUCCUAAAUCAUAUAAACGCGCCUCUCCUGAACGACCUCUCCGUCCAUUUCUUCGAGCCUAUACCCCUCCAUAGCAGUCCAAUCAAUUUCCAGCCCAUCCGCCGGCUCGAUAUGGGAGUCGGCACUUUACCGAGUACACACAUCAUCGAACUUCUCUCCUCCUUGCAUUCCGUCGAAGACUUGACAUUCAAAUUCCAAUCCGAGCCUAACUGGUUCUUCGAUAACAAUCUCUCCGAAGAAGAGAAGGAUACCCGGUGGCGGAGUUACGGCUUCAGCGACAGCGUCCUAAAGGCCCUUACUCCCACAAGUGACCACACCGCCUGUGCACCGCGCCUUCGUACUUUAGCGGUCUACAACCCUCUUUGGCUUCCCUCCUCAUUGACGACAGAAGCGUUCAUGGCGUUCCUCGUCGAGAGGAAGAGACACCUCGACGUUCAGCUGACUCGUAUCACGCUUCCUUCGCCUGCUUAUGUUCAGGGAUUACAGGAUGCAUUAAAGCAGUGGGACGAAGCUGACAACGGUCCUCUGAUACAGGAAUUACUAUUUUCCAACGAUUCUGAGGAGCCUCGGCCUGAACCGUUUUACCCCCUAGUCACCCUGAUGCAGUUGCCGGAGGAGUGGUAG